Molecule: messenger RNA, 895 nt
Organism: Fundulus heteroclitus (mummichog)
Lineage: Eukaryota; Metazoa; Chordata; Actinopteri; Cyprinodontiformes; Fundulidae
Exons: 3
Coding region: 150-596 (148 amino acids)
Source: RefSeq, a predicted model, not a curated record
AAUAACAGGGUCCUCGGUGGAAGGACCUCUCGUCGGGGGGAAGUAAACAGACAGGAAUGCAACAUUAAUUAACGCUGCUGCUAUCGAUCCAGAGAUGAGGCAUCUCCGUGUGUAACAGGUUGUAGCCGCCUGUCUGUGGUCUGGGGGUGAUGGCAGAAGACAAUGAGCUGGAGAAGCGUGCUGUAGAGGAGCUCCUCAAGGAGACCGACCGAGCCCGGGUGAGAGCCGAGACCAUGGGCCCUGCUGGAUGGCUGAAAUGCCCGCUGCUGGGCACCAACAAGCGUUUUCUCCUCAACACGCUGCGCUCCACGGACCUGCAGCGGCGCUCCGACGUGUCCACGAGCCGGCGCUCCGACGACCCGAGAGGCCGCACGAGGAGCGAGUCCCCGGACCGACGGCGCGACCGCAGCCGAUCCCCCGCUGCGGAUCACAGGGGCAGCAGAGGCCGCGCAGAGCGCCAUCGCUCUCCUCCCCGCAGGGACGGCCGCAGGGACAAGACGCUGGACGGGGAAAAGGACGGACAGCGCAGGCACAGGGACGACAAAGACAAGAGACACGACGACGGACGAAACAGAGACAAAGACAGGCGGAAGUAGAGUUCAUAAGCCGAGCGGCUCAGUCUGGGGACAGGUGGUGGGUCAGCAGACUGGGGUCCAUGUAAGGCUUAGAAACUGCCCUCUGAACUGGUGUCAGAGCGCCUGAGGUCUCAGCAGAGUUUACCUUUAGACAGACCAGGUUUUCAGAUGUUAUAAGUUAAAAAAAAGUUAGAGGUUUUACUGAUUCUUUUUUUUUUUUAUUUAAGAUUUUGGUAAAGUAAAUGUACAUGCAUUGUCCUUUUUGUGCUUUUUUUUCCUCUCACAAAAACGUGAACAAAUAAAAGCUCAAACUGCCUUUA